AUGCACUUCCCAAACCCAUUUUCGCAAUCACCACAGGACACGUACGAACAAUACUCUCUCAUUGCGGAGCACAAUGGCCAACUUUCACAGUCAACAGAGUCGGUGGACGAAACCAGCGACAACAAAAAUCAUAACUACAUCUCCUUCGUUUUGCUGAGAUCUGCGAAAGACUCGGUUUUAUCUUUUCUCGACAAGCAUCAAAACUCCACUGGUACCCUCACAUGGAAGAAUCGCUUUCUUUCCGCCCUGGAGCUCUCUGCACUCCUCCUUCCUGCUUUCGUCGUCAGCCCGUUCAUAUACUUCACCAGGCCCCCUAGCAACGAACCUCAGCGAAAGAGGCUUAGCCACACAGCAUAUCUCGAUGGCCUCCGCGGUGUCGCAGCCUUUGUCGUUUACAUCUUCCACUUUUCUUACCUCUGGUUUCCAGACCUUGCUUGGGGAUAUGGCUUCGAAGGUCAUCGCAUGUUCUUGCAGAUGCCUAUCAUCCGGGCUCUGCACUCCGGACGAGCUAGCGUCACUGUCUUCUUCGUCAUAUCGGGCUUCGUGCUCACCCUCAAGACCCUGACGAUGAUUCACAACGGCAAGGGGGACCAGGCUCUGACUGUACUGGCUGGAUCGGCGUUCCGCCGCCCUUUGCGACUGUACCUUCCCAUCUUUGCUGCAACAUUCAUCAUCGCUCUGCUGGUCUACGGGGGGAACUUUGUGAGGGAUCCGUCGGGAGCAUCUAUCCCGCCGAGAGGAGAGACCCUUAAUGAUCAGCUGCAACACUGGUUCUGGAGCACGGUCAAUCUAAUGAACCCGUUUCGACCUAUUAUCAACAGAGAGAACAUGAAGGGAAGCGAGUAUGACGGGCAUUUAUGGACAAUCCCUGUCGAGUUUAAAGGUUCGCUGCUCGUAUUCUUCCUUCUCCUUAUUUUUGCUCGGACAAAGCGGUGGAUUCACAUGGUCAGCGUUUUGGGCAUAGCCUUCUGGCUGGUUCACACCGGCGACUGGGACCAGGCUCUUUUUUGUGCAGGCCUGUUACUUGCCGAGAUGUCCAUCAUCCUUCCCAACGGCAGCCAGUCGUCAGAAACACCCGAAGAUGAGACCCUCGGCUACAGCAAAACGAUCAUUACGAAUUUUGGUCUCAGGAUUGGCCACGUCUUUCGCCACGGGGGUACUUUGGUCCUCUUCUUCCUCGGCAUGCACCUUUUCUCUUACCCCCAGAAUGACGGCUCAUCGACUCCGGGUUUCAUUACAAUUUCCCAGUGGGUGCCUGCCUACUAUCAAGCUUCGGGAGAACGCAUUCAGCUCUUCUGGAUCUCCAUUGGCGCCAUUGUGUUCAUCUUUGCCUUGAUGUACUCCCCGACCGUAUCUUUCAGUCUCCAUUUUCCGCUCCCGAGGCUCUGCAACUUCCGCCUCCCUUGGUACCAAACCACUGCUAGCCUCAAUGACGGAGACAAGGAAGAAUUCGCAGCAGCAACUUUUUGGGAUCGCGAGGCAGCUAGACGCGAGCCUCUUCUCCAGCGGCCCUUCACCACGAGCUUCGCCCAAUACCUAGGGCGCAUCUCGUACUCUCUGUAUCUAUGGCAUGGUGCCAUAAACCACAUGAUCGGAGUGAGAUGGCUGUCUCCGGCGUAUACUACGCUACAGCUGGCUCGAGGUCAGGCUAAGGAACUUAUGGAGAGCGGCAACGACGCCGCUGCAAUAGACCUAACGCAAUCAGCUUUGGGUGCGUACAGGCUUGCGUUCUUCUACGGAUUUCUGGUCAAUACACUUGCCCUCUUAUGGGCAAGCGAUGUCUUCAAUGCGUUGGUGGAUGUCAAUGCUGUCAAGUUGACUCGUUGGCUCGAACAAAAGUGUUGGAGGAGGGAUUGA
This is a messenger RNA of Colletotrichum gloeosporioides, 1857 nucleotides long. RefSeq lists its product as uncharacterized. Gene Ontology annotation, molecular function: acyltransferase activity, transferring groups other than amino-acyl groups. Gene Ontology annotation, biological process: polysaccharide biosynthetic process. Gene Ontology annotation, cellular component: membrane. The record is from RefSeq and is a predicted model, not a curated record. Lineage: Eukaryota; Fungi; Ascomycota; Sordariomycetes; Glomerellales; Glomerellaceae. The transcript has a single exon. The coding region runs from base 1 to 1857 and encodes 618 amino acids.